CGCGCCCGGCCCUCGGACGACGCGCGAACGGAGAUAACGACCGCACACGUCGUCACCGUUCGGUCCGACGACGCACCGGCGGCGACGGGAGGGGCGAAUCGCGCGGCGGAAACCCUAGUUUCUCGCGCGUCAGAUCCGCGAAUCGUUGGGGAGGAAGGCCCCCGGUGAGUCCGCCCAACAGCCCAAAUGGGUGACGUCGCGGUGGACAUGGGCGCGUCCGGGGACGACCUCUCGAGGGAGUCCAAGAAAGUUCAGGGGCUCAUCUUCCAGAUGACCACGAGCGUGUCGUCGUUCAAGCGCGCGGUGGACUCGCUCGGCACGGGGAAGGACACCAGGGAGCUCCGCGCGAAGCUCAACAAGCAGAGGGAGAGCAUCGGGCGGACCGCGAAGGAGUGCUCGCUCGCGGUCAAGCGCCUGGCGCAGUCGGUGACCAACAGCGACGACGACGGGCGCAGCACGCACGUCGCACAGCAUCAGAAGCUCGUCAAGGACUUCCACGUCGUCCUCAAGGACUUCCAGAAGGCGCAGCGGACGUGCGCGGAGCGGGAGAGCACCUUCCUGCCCCAGCGCGAUCCAGCGCGGUCGCCGAGCCGUUCCUACGGAGCCGCGGACGACACCGAGGCGACCCGAGGCGAGUACCACGGGGCGCAGGAGCAGCAGGCGCUGCUGCAGGACUCUCGGCGGCAGGAGCUCAUGUCCAACGAGGGAGAGAUGGAGUACAACAACGCGCUCAUCGCCGAGCGCGAGCAGGGCAUUGCGGAGAUUCAGCAGCAAAUCGGCGAGGUGAACGAGAUAUUCCAGGACCUGGCGGUGCUGGUGAAUGAGCAGGGGCAGAUGAUCGACGACAUCGAGGCGAACAUCGUGAGUACCGCGGUGCGCACUAAGGACGCGAGACGGGAGCUGACCAAGGCGGACAAGAGCCAGAAAGCCGCGAGGAACAAGAUGAUCUGCCUCGCGAUUGUCAUCGCUGUCGUGCUCAUCGUGCUCAUACUCUUCCUGCUGCAGUGAGUUAUCAUAGCGCUGUUUGUUAAUCGACAGUUAGAACGCAAGCG
Micromonas commoda is the source of this 1052-nucleotide messenger RNA. RefSeq lists its product with no specific name. The transcript has a single exon. Gene Ontology annotation, cellular component: membrane; SNARE complex; endomembrane system. The coding region runs from base 187 to 1008 and encodes 273 amino acids. The record is from RefSeq and is a predicted model, not a curated record. Lineage: Eukaryota; Viridiplantae; Chlorophyta; Mamiellophyceae; Mamiellales; Mamiellaceae. Gene Ontology annotation, molecular function: SNARE binding; SNAP receptor activity. Gene Ontology annotation, biological process: vesicle fusion; intracellular protein transport; vesicle-mediated transport.